Molecule: messenger RNA, 1547 nt
Organism: Anopheles arabiensis
Lineage: Eukaryota; Metazoa; Arthropoda; Insecta; Diptera; Culicidae
Exons: 3
Coding region: 1-1050 (349 amino acids)
Source: RefSeq, a predicted model, not a curated record
AUGACUCCAGCCGACUCCGUACGACUCCAGACGAAUCCGUACUACUCCGAUAUUGGGUUACCUCGACUCCAGCAUGGCUUCAAUAAAUUUCACUUCGACAACGUUUCCAAUAUCGCACACCCAUACCAGGGGCGAGCACGCGCGCACCCAACUAUUCCGUCGCGGGACCGUGCGGACACCGCCGCAGUCGGCUGCGGGACACCGGGUCCGCGUUACACGGGUUGGCAGCAGUUCCGGACUUCUCGCCAUUCUCAAACUGUCCACGGACAGCCGCGCAAGCUGACGCCGGACGGGCGGACGGACCUGUUGGAUGCGCUGGCCCGGUUCUCCUACUUCGACCGGUGGUCGGACGAGCAGCGGCGGGACUGCUGCCACCGGGCCCAGAUCCGCCAGUUCGAGCCGGACCAGACGGUGUUCGUGGAGGGGCAGGCCCCCGUCAACUACGCGCACUUCAUGCUGAGCGGCGAGUGCGGCCUGCUGCAGUGCCUGAAGCUGCACCGGUGGCGGGACAGCCGGACGGCGACGGAGCGCUACCGACUGUCACGUGCGCAGCCGACCGAGGACGAGAUUACCCGCUUUCAUCGGCGCCGGGCGCAACGGGUGGACGCACUGCACACGGUGGAGCCUUUGCCGACGGUCGGACCGAGCAGACCGCCACCGCCGACUGGCCGGGACCGGAUCGAGUACCAUUUCGUCGACAUUGCGACGUACAGCCGCGGCUCCGUGUUCGGCAUCGGCGAGCACAUGGUCGACCGGGCGGUGUACGCGCGCACCCCCGUCCAGUGUCUGCUGAUACCGCGCUACUGGCUGCUGGAGAAGCCGCAGAACCGGGGCAACAUCUGGAACCGCGUUCGGUGCUUUCUCGAGCAGCGGCAACCGUCCCGCGAUCGGCUGUUUCGCUGGUUUCUCACCGAGCUGCUGUGGCACCGGUACCGCCGCCAGCUGGUGGACGAUUUCCGGCUGGAUCAUGCGCCGCGCCAUCUGCCCCACCCGAGCGACGUACCGCUCGUGUGCCGCAUCGAGGAGUGUGAUGUGCAGCGGCACGACUAAGACCGCGGGUCGGUUGGUUGGAUGGUUGGUUUGUUGGUGGCAAGACACGGCUGGUACAGCGGUGUACAGCUGUUGGUAAACAAAAAUACUCUUGCUACUCCUUCCCCUCCUGCUUCUACCGCUCCUAUCGCCUAACUAACUCUAGCUGGUCUGUGGCGCCGACUGUUGCUGCGGUGCUGCGUACGGUUUCGGUUCGUUCAGCUCCUGCAGUUCGUUCAGCACUGAGUGGCAGUUGAUGGUGCGCUCAAAUUGCUCUAUACAGUACAGGAGAAAAAUACACAUCAAUAUAUGACCCAGUAGAAUGCAGUUUGCGGUGCCCGCUUACCGAAGGAGAUGACUCCCCGCUGGCUGGUGUCUGCCUCCGCAAACAGCUGAUUGCACUCCGCCGGCGUAACAGACGCUAGAUGCUUAACUGCCUGGUAAAGACCGUCGCUUCCGAUCAGAUCACGCUCCUCACUGUACAGCUGCAAUAAAGAAUGCAAUCGUAGCAUAUAUCA